Messenger RNA from Scheffersomyces amazonensis, 2046 nucleotides. RefSeq names its product Hgt3p (gene HGT3). The coding region runs from base 125 to 1990 and encodes 621 amino acids. The record is from RefSeq and is a predicted model, not a curated record. The transcript has a single exon. Gene Ontology annotation, molecular function: carbohydrate:proton symporter activity. NCBI's taxonomy places the organism in Eukaryota, Fungi, Ascomycota, Pichiomycetes, Serinales, Debaryomycetaceae. Gene Ontology annotation, cellular component: membrane. Gene Ontology annotation, biological process: carbohydrate transport; transmembrane transport.
UUAUCGCAUUCAGGAGAACAAAUCCGGCAAGCUUUAGAUAUCGGUUUUGAAUAAUUUUUCAGUACCUUUAGUUUACUUCUUUGUUUCAUUCACUCAUUCACUCAUUUACUCAUUAUAGUUAACCAUGCAGAGUCACCACGAUAGUCAUCAUAAUAUUCAAAUCAAAGAGACUUUCCUUGUUGGAAGAGCUCUUUUGAAUUUUACGUCAAUCUUUGUAUCGUUGGGAGUAUUCAUCUUUGGGUUUGAACAAGGUUUAAUGUCAUCACUAUUGACAAACACUCAUUUUAAAGAUUAUUACAAAAAUCCAACACCAGUAGAAAUAGGUACUAUGAUAGCUAUUUUGGAAAUUGGUGCACUUUUCUCAUCUUUUUAUGCUGGCAAAAUUGGUGAUAAAGUAGGAAGAAGACGUACUAUUCGAUAUGGAUCAUUCAUUUUUGUCAUUGGUGGACUUAUUCAAGGUACUUCUAUAAAUAUCAAUAAUUUAGCACUUGGAAGAUUGAUAAGUGGUAUUGCUAUAGGAUUUUUAACUACAAUUAUACCAUGUUAUCAAUCAGAGAUAAGUCCAGCUGAUGAUAGAGGAUUUUACGCAUGUUUAGAAUUUACAGGAAAUAUUAUUGGAUAUUCUACUUCAAUUUGGACAGAUUUCGCAUUCUCUUAUAUAGAUAAUGACUAUAGUUGGAGAUCUCCAUUAUUACUUCAAUGUUUUGUUGGUACAUUAUUGUGGUUAGGAAGUUUUGUUAUUGUAGAAACUCCAAGAUGGUUAUUAGAUCAUAAUCAUGAUAUUGAAGGGAUGAUCGUUAUUGCUGAUUUAUAUGGAGAUGGAGAUGUAGAAGAUGAGUUUGCUGUUUCUGAAUAUAGAAAUAUGAAAGAAAGUAUUCUUUUAGCCAGAAUUGAAGGAGGUGAAAGAUCAUAUCAAUACUUAUUUACCAAGUAUGCAAAAAGGUUAUCAAUUGCUUGUUUCUCUCAAAUGUUUGCCCAAAUGAAUGGUAUUAAUAUCAUUUCUUAUUAUGCUCCUAUGAUUUUUGAAUCAGCUGGAUGGGUUGGAAGACAAGCAAUUUUAAUGACUGGAAUAAAUUCAAUUAUAUAUAUUUUUAGUACUAUACCUCCAUGGUAUCUUGUGGAUAAUUGGGGUCGUAAACCUCUUCUUUUAUCUGGUGCCAUAUUAAUGGGAAUCCCAUUAUAUGUUAUUGCAUAUUCAUUAUAUCUUAAUAAUGAAUAUACUCCAUCUGUUGUUGUUAUAAGUGUUAUAAUUACCAAUGCUGCCUUUGGUUAUAGUUGGGGUCCUGUACCAUGGUUAAUGAGUGAAGUUUUCCCUAAUAGUGUUAGAUCAAAAGGGGCAGCCAUGUCAACUGCUACUAAUUGGUUAUUUAAUUUCAUUGUUGGAGAAAUGACCCCGAUUUUAUUAGAUGUGAUUAAAUGGAAAACUUAUUUGAUUCCAGGAACCUCUUGUUUGAUAUCUUUCUUAGCUGUUGAAUUCUUAUUUCCAGAAACAAAAGGGUUAUCACUUGAAGAUAUGGGAUCAGUGUUUGAUGAUAAUUCUUCUGUAUUCUCCUUCCAUUCUGGUUAUGGAGCUACUAGUGAAUCUAGUAGAGGUAGAAGUGGAUCUGUUAAUGCUGCGACAAAUACUACUGCUGCUUCUCUUGCUAGAAAUCCUUCCCUGAUGAGACCUGUAACUUCAGAGUCUGCAAAUUUAUUAUCGAUUGGUCCAAGUCAACCACCAAUAAUUCCAAGUUCCAAUGUUUCAGUAGGAGGAGGUUUUAAAUCUGAUGCUUCAUCUUCUUCAGCAGCUUCAGUAGAAGGUAUAUUACCAUUUUCAACCAUCCCACAAGAGAUUGAGCCACCAACCUUUGAUGAGAUUUAUCAAUACAAAUUGAAAGAAAUUCAAAAUACUAACUAUAAUCCAUUUAAGUGGAUGUAUAAUUCAAUAUUCCUGCCUUUGGAAAAGAACAAUACAGAUGAAGAGAGCCAAUUGAUUCCUAAUAGAAAUUAGAUAGAUUACGCUUAUAAAUCAACAAAUAAAUAAAUAAAUAAAUAAAUAAAUAAAUA